UGUAGAACGAGAAGAGAGAGGGAGAGACCCUGCCUGGAGCCUCCCGGCCGUGGCCCGAUUGCAGAGAGCAGAGGCUCCGUCACGUGUUUUGCUCCUCGGGAGUGAGACGGCGGCGCGGUCAGAGGGGGCCGGCGCGCGGUGCCAGACGCCGCCGCCGCUUGUUUUGGUUGGGGCUCUCGGCAACUCUCCGAGGAGGAGGAGGAGGAGGGAGAAGUAACUGCGGCGGCUGCGCCUCCGGAGGAUAGGGAGUCUUCCCUCCCCUUUCUCUUCCCAAACCUCCCUCCCCGCCGCCUCCCCCCUCCCGUCCCCUCCCCUCCUCCCUCGCGGACUGGAGCUUGGGGCAGUGAUGAGUCUGUCCCUCUGGACCGUCCCCUGCUCCCCUGGCUGCCCAGUAGCGUUGCGCGUGGAAAAGCCACUUUCCCCGCCCGCCGAGAUGGGCUCGAGUGCGGGCUGCAGUGGACGCGUCCUCGGGUGGCGGCAGCAGCAGCAACAGCCGCAGCGCCGCGGUCUCUGCGAUUGAGCUGGUAUUUGGGCGGCUGGUGGCGGCGGGGACGGUUGGAGGGUGGGAGGAGGCGGAGGAGGAGGAGAAGGAGGAGGGAGAACCCCGUGCAACGUUGGGACUUGGCAGCCCGCCUCCCCCUGCCCAAGGAUAUUUAAUUUGCCUCGGGAAUCGCUACUUCCAGAGGGGAACUCGGGAGGGAAGGCGCGCGCGCCUGAAGGGCCAAGCUGGGACUCCUCGGUCGCUGCUGCCUCCCCGCACCGGACUCGAUCAGGGGCGGCGAGGGAUGCAUCUUAGCUUUUUCUGGGCUGCGGAGACUCCUCAGAAGACUGCGGCUGCACUCACCCUAGACACACUGCCUUCCCCUCUGGGCAUGAAACGCCCUUAAACUCGGGUCGGGCAAUCUUCCUUGGCGCAGCUACCUCGCCCUUCGGCUGCCCCUUUUCAGCGCCGGGAACGGCGACGAUUUCGGAAUCAGGGUUUCUGCUUCCUUCAGCCCCGGAGUGCAUGUGCGGGGCCGCAUCGCGAAUACUCCCCCCACCCAGUUUUUCGGCACCUCCCUCGGCCCCGCAGCAGUAUGGCGAGCCCUCCGGAUACCGAUGGCUUCUCGGACGUGCGCAAGGUGGGUUACCUGCGCAAACCCAAGAGUAUGCACAAGCGCUUUUUCGUGCUGCGAGCAGCCAGCGAGACCGGGGGCCCGGCACGCCUGGAGUACUAUGAGAACGAGAAGAAGUGGCGGCAUAAAUCGAGCGCCCCCAAACGCUCGAUCCCCCUCGAGAGCUGUUUCAACAUCAACAAGCGGGCUGACUCCAAGAACAAGCACCUGGUGGCUCUCUACACCCGAGACGAACACUUUGCCAUUGCGGCAGAUAGCGAGGCUGAGCAAGACAGCUGGUACCAGGCGCUUCUGCAGCUGCAUAAUCGAGCAAAGGCCCACCAUGACGGGGCUGGAGGUGGAGGCUGCGGUGGUAGUUGCAGCGGCAGCUCUGGCGUCGGAGAAGCAGGGGAGGACUUGAGCUAUGACACUGGACCAGGACCCGCGUUCAAGGAGGUCUGGCAGGUUAUCCUGAAACCCAAGGGCCUGGGCCAGACAAAGAACCUGAUUGGCAUCUACCGUCUCUGCCUGACCAGCAAGACCAUCAGCUUUGUGAAGCUGAACUCCGAGGCAGCGGCUGUGGUGCUGCAGCUAAUGAACAUCAGACGCUGUGGCCACUCAGAGAACUUCUUCUUCAUUGAGGUGGGGCGUUCCGCCGUGACAGGGCCUGGCGAGUUCUGGAUGCAAGUGGAUGACUCCGUGGUAGCCCAGAACAUGCACGAGACCAUUCUAGAGGCCAUGCGGGCCAUGAGCGAUGAGUUUCGCCCGCGCAGCAAAAGCCAGUCCUCAUCCAGUUGCUCCAACCCCAUCAGUGUUCCCCUUCGCAGGCACCAUCUCAACAAUCCUCCACCCAGCCAGGUGGGCCUGACUCGCCGAUCUCGCACCGAGAGCAUCACUGCAACCUCCCCUGCCAGCAUGGUGGGUGGGAAACCAGGUUCCUUCCGGGUGCGCGCCUCUAGCGAUGGCGAAGGCACCAUGUCCCGUCCAGCAUCAGUGGAUGGCAGUCCUGUGAGCCCUAGCACCAACAGGACCCACGCCCAUCGGCAUCGAGGCAGCUCCAGGCUUCACCCUCCACUCAACCACAGCCGCUCCAUCCCUAUGCCUUCUUCCCGCUGCUCGCCUUCAGCCACCAGCCCAGUCAGUUUGUCAUCCAGUAGCACCAGUGGCCAUGGCUCCACCUCAGACUGUCUCUUCCCGAGGCGCUCCAGUGCUUCGGUGUCCGGUUCUCCUAGUGAUGGCGGUUUCAUCUCUUCUGAUGAGUAUGGUUCUAGUCCGUGCGAUUUCCGAAGUUCCUUCCGCAGCGUCACCCCAGAUUCCCUGGGUCACACCCCACCAGCCAGGGGUGAGGAAGAGCUGAGCAACUACAUCUGCAUGGGUGGCAAGGGAGCCUCCACCUUGACUGCUCCCAAUGGACAUUACAUUUUGUCUAGGGGUGGUAAUGGCCAUCGCUACCUCCCAGGUGCUAACUUGGGGACAAGCCCGGCAUUGACUGGGGAUGAAGCCACCGGCGCAGCAGAUCUGGAUAACCGGUUUCGGAAGAGAACUCACUCUGCAGGCACGUCCCCUACCAUCUCCCAUCAGAAGACCCCCUCACAGUCUUCUGUGGCUUCUAUUGAGGAGUAUACGGAGAUGAUGCCCGCUGCCUACCCACCAGGAGGUGGCAGUGGAGGCCGACUGCCCAGCUAUCGGCAUUCUGCCUUCGUGCCCACCCACUCCUAUCCCGAAGAGGGUCUAGAGAUGCAUCCCUUGGAGCGUCGCGGGGGCCACCACCGACCGGACACUUCUAACCUGCACACCGAUGACGGCUACAUGCCCAUGUCUCCAGGGGUGGCUCCAGUCCCCAGCAACCGUAAAGGAAAUGGGGACUAUAUGCCCAUGAGCCCCAAAAGUGUCUCUGCCCCACAGCAGAUCAUUAAUCCCAUCCGUCGCCACCCUCAGAGAGUGGACCCCAAUGGCUACAUGAUGAUGUCUCCCAGUGGCAGUUGCUCCCCUGACAUUGGUGGUGGCUCCAGCAGCAGCAGCAGUGCCGCCCCGUCUGGGAGCAGCUAUGGGAAGCCGUGGACAAAUGGAGUAGGGGGGCACCAUCCUCAUGCCCUGCCUCAUUCCAAAGCCCCUGUUGAGAGUGGUGGCGGUAAGCUCUUGCCUUGCACAGGCGACUAUAUGAACAUGUCACCCGUGGGAGACUCCAACACCAGCAGCCCCUCGGAAUGCUACUACGGUCCCGACAAUCCCCAGCACAAACCAGUCCUCUCCUACUACUCAUUGCCAAGGUCUUUUAAGCACACCCAGCGCCCUGGGGAGCCAGAGGAGGGUGCCAGGCACCAGCAUCUUCGUCUCUCUUCUAGCUCUGGACGCCUUCUCUACACUGCAACUGCAGAAGAUUCUUCCUCUUCUACCAGCAGUGACAGCUUAGGUGGGAGUUACUGUGCGGCCAGGCCGGAGUCUGGCCUCACGCAUCCCCACCACCAUGUCUUGCAACCCCAUCUGCCUCGAAAGGUAGACACAGCUGCACAGACCAACAACCGCCUGGCCCGGCCUACAAGGCUGUCCUUGGGAGAUCCCAAGGCAAGCACCUUACCGCGGGUUCGGGAGCAGCCGCCGCAGCAGCCUUCGCUACACCCUCCUGAGCCCAAGAGCCCAGGGGAAUAUGUGAAUAUUGAAUUCGGGAGUGGCCAGCCUGGCUAUUUAGCUGGCCCCGCGACUUCCCAUAGCUCUCCUUCAGUUCGGUGUCCACCCCAGCUCCACCCAGCUCCCAGAGAAGAGACUGGCUCAGAAGAGUACAUGAACAUGGACUUGGGGCCAGGCCGGAGGGCAACCUGGCAGGAGAGUGGUGGCGUUGAGUUGGGCAGAGUAGGCCCUGCACCUCCAGGGGCUGCUAACAUUUGCAGGCCAACCCGGUCAGUGCCAAGUAGUCGUGGUGACUACAUGACCAUGCAGAUAGGUUGUCCUCGUCAAAGCUAUGUGGAUACCUCACCAGUGGCCCCAGUCAGCUAUGCUGAUAUGCGGACAGGCCUUGCUGCAGAGAAGGUGAGCCUGCCCAGAGCCGCAGGGGCUGCUCCAUCUUCAUCCUCUGCAGCUUCGGCUUCUCCUGCUGCACCUCAAGGAGCAGCUGAGCAGGCUGCUCACUCUUCCCUGCUGGGAGGCCCUCAGGGACCUGGGGGUGUGAGUGCAUUCACCAGAGUGAAUCUCAGUCCCAAUCAUAACCAGAGUGCCAAAGUGAUUCGUGCAGACACUCAAGGCUGCCGGAGGAGACAUAGCUCCGAGACCUUCUCAGCACCAACUCGGGCUGGUAACACAGUGUCCUUUGGAGCAGGGGCUGCAGGAGCAGGCAGUGGUGGUGGUGGCGGCAGCAGCGAGGAUGUAAAACGCCACAGCUCUGCAUCUUUUGAGAAUGUGUGGCUGAGACCUGGGGAUCUAGGGGGAGCCUCCAAGGAAACAGCUCAAGCGUGUGGAGCUGCUGGGGGUUUGGAGAAUAGUCUUAACUACAUAGACCUGGAUUUGGCCAAGGACGUGAAACAGCGUCCUCAGGAGUGCCCUUCUCAACAGCAGCCCCUACCACCCCCUCCCUCUCACCAGCCCUCAGGCAGCAAUGAGGGCAGCUCCCCCAGACGCUCCAGUGAGGAUUUAAGCACCUAUGCCAGCAUCAGCUUCCAGAAGCAGCCAGAGGACCGUCAGUAGCUCAACUGGACAUCACAACAGAAUGAAGACCUAAAUGACCUCAGAAAAUCCUCCUUUAACUCAUGGGUAUCCAGACUCAAACUAUUUCACAACUCACAAGCAGGACCUCACGUCUCCCUCUGCCGUAGAUGGUACGAUGCAUCCAUUACAGUUUGUUUACUCUGUACAAUCCUCAGGAGUUCAUGACUGAACUGCACGUUCAAUAUUGUGCCAAGCAAAAAGAAAGCACUGUGACCCCAGGACAAUGAGUCUGCGUAAACUUCAUCUUGAACCUUAAGGACUUCGCUGGCCACAGUGAGCUGGUGUGCCCAUCACCAUGCCGCAAGAGAAUGGGUUUAUUCUCGUCGCAUCUACAAGCGUAUGUUUCAUCUACUCUGAAACCGUGUCCCAUGAAGCACCACUCUAAAUUAUUUCAUACGGAACUGUUCACGUUGGGUGGAGAGAGUAUUAAAUAUUUAACAUAGGUUUUGAUUUAUAUGUGUAAUUUUUUAAUGAAAAUGUAACUUUCCUUACCGCACAUCUUUUUUUGGAUGUGGAACUGAGGUAUUUGAUGUUCUGUUGUAAAGAGUGGAGCAAAUGCUUAAAACGAGGCGAAGAAGAGUAGUUUAGGGUAUGAUCCUUGUUUUGAGAUUCUAAUUCAGAAAAAUAAUAUAAUAAGAAUCAUAGUGCCAUAGAAAGUUCUGUACUGUACAGUUAUACUCGCUGAUACUGUCUCCUGUAAUAUAAACUUGAUGUUGAGCUGAGUUCCUUUUAAAAAUUCAUUCUAGUUUUGAUUUUUGGUUUUUUUUUCCAAACAGAAGGAGGAUGUAUUCUACUGGGGUGCUUUCAGUUGUCAGCUUAGAGUUGGUAACUGAAUGGAAGCAAAAUUGCAAGAAAAGAAAACCACAGACUUUCAUUGUAUAUACUGUGUAGAGAGAAGGAGGCAUGAGCGAUCCCUUCAAGUCAAAAGCUCUCUUUGGAAUGAAGAAUGUGGGUGUUUAUAAAUUCUGGAAAUGUCUUUCUGUUCAUAAUAAACUAGACACUGUUGAUCCCCUUCCCCACCUCUAUAAGCUUCUCGCUCCCACCCCCUCUCUGUCUGUGUACACAUCAUGUUUCAUUUCAUACAUUGUCUUGAAAAGGCUGUUAGGAGAAGUGUGUUCUUGCUAACUGGAAAUUAAAAUUCCAGAUUCUUCCUUCCUUCUUUCCUCCUUCCCUCCCCCCUUCCUUCCUUCCUUCCUUCCUUCCUUCCUUCCAGGGCUCCAUGUCAUGUUCUCUAAGACACCUAUCUCUUGUGUUCUGAGAGCUUCCAGUGUUGUGUGUGUUUAGAUGAAUGCGGUUGGCUCAUUUGCCCUGGUGUUUGCUGGCCUUUUAGCGGUUAUCUAAUAAACGUGGUUUACAGAGAGCACAGAAAAACAUAGUGACCUGCCCCUGAGGCAUCUAGCCAGCAGUAAACAUGUUAAUCCUUUCCUUAUUUGGAAAGUCCACGUCUUGGAUUUUUUCAUGUAUUAAAUAGCAAUGGCAAUGAAUAUACCUGAGGAUGUUUCCUCCAGAAUUGUAAAUUAUUGCCACGAAACUUCUGAAAAGUAUAGAGAAUUGAUGCAGUGCCGGGCUCCCUCUGAGUCCCUAGGAAGGCAAUGCUGCUGGGAGGAGGAGCAACUCUCUGCCUCUGGGAAGGAUUGAGCUGCCUGGGUGGGGCUGCAAGGAAGGAGCUAGGGCAAAGGCACUGCCUUGACCAUUGCCCUGAUCAACUGAUUAGGGACCCCUUGCUCUAUUUAGAGGGAUAAAUUGACCCCCGACUGCUGAGGCCAGUGUUAGCACUCAGUCAGCCAGAAGACACAUACCUCACAGACUGUUGUACAAUGUUCAUUGUUGCAGAUUUUAAUCAUUUGCAUGCUCAUCAGUUUCUAAGGUAAAUAGGUCUCUAGUCAUAAGUAUACAUUGUUUUCAAGGAACUCUGCCAAGUGACAUCAUUUGCUGUCAGUAGAAAACCCCACUGGCUUUGAAAAAUCUGAUGUGAAAGUUGUUUUUUUGUUUUUUCUUUUUGUUUUUACAAAUGUGUAAGCAAAGACUCUCAUUGUCAAAGUAACUUUUCAUUCUUUAAGUAUUCUGACUCAAAUGCUUGCUAAUAUAAGAAGAAAGCAAGCUGCUUGCUCCCCACCCCUCCCCCCAGGACCCGAGUAAUGGAAGGGAGAGCAGUGAACAAAGUCAGCCCCAACUGUUUGCCUAGAAAGCUGGCUGUGAUAGCUCACAGAGCCCAGGCUUCAGAUAUCUGUGACUAUCAUGCUUCUGUAUAUGGGGUUAUUGACAUUUGGGGUGACAGUGGAAAAGAAGAGCGUGGAUAGGCAUCUCCUAGUUUCUUGCUUUUUAUGGAGUCAAUAUUGCAAAGGUAGACAUUCUUCCUUCAGCUUCCUCUAGAGUCACCUGAGCUGGGUGGGAUGAAAGCUUCCAAUCAAACAUAGCUGACCUGGAACUGGAAGUCGCUGGUACCCAGGCUGAAUUCCCAUGCUCUGGCUCUUUGAAGGGUUUACUUCAAAACACAUCAGCUGCUAUGUUUUUGUGUUCAAUUCCUGUUAAAGGUUGGCUUUUAUCUCUUUCCAGGUAUUUGCAGGCCAACCAGGGCCUUACAUUAAUGGGGCUUCUAGUGGCCCCUGGCUCAUGUGGAAGUUAGUGGCUUUCUCUUUACGAGACCAACCUUUCUCAGCAUUCUUUCUUAGAGACGUGUUAAGACAGAGUUUUAAAAUUCUCCUUUGUGAAAAGAACAAGUAUAUUCCCUGGCUCUGAUGUUACCUGUGUUUUGGGGCAAAAGCUUAGCUCUAGAACCAGCUGGAAAUGAGGGGAUUCCAUUAAUGAUCAACCACCUGGGUCAAUAAUGACAAAUCAGUACUGCUGCUACGUGUAUGACUAUUUCUUGCUAACUUUCAAAGGUCAGGGCCACUCUCGACUAAUCUAGCGACUACAAAAGUGGAUCUACUCAAGAACCAUCUAGCAGAAAUAGAGAAUUUUAACCUGUCUUCUCUUAGCUUUUGUCUUCUGUCUUUUAUAUGUGAGACAAAGUGUUAAGAAACAAUUUUGCUGUACUGUAGGAAACAGUAUUUUUAAUUCAAUGGUACAUCCUGAAUGCAAUAUACCAUGUAGUUGGGAACACCUUUGAAACAGGCUACUCAAAGAUAGAGAAAGGCUGCUCACCACCACACGAUGACAGCAAGGAACAUGAGGGAUAGUACAGCCAUGAGUUGCUGUGGCUGUUGGUGAUACCGAUCCCAAAUUUACCUCAUGAUGCCUUGGCUGGGAUCUGUACUUGAGGUGGUCAUACAAUGAGGUCUAGGAAGAUGCCAGGCAUUCACACCCACUCUGGAGAGAAGGGGCUUCUUGGGAAGGUCCAUGGAAGACAAUUGGGGAAAGCAAAUAAGAAAUGGUUUCUUUGCAGUGACAAGACAGGAGGGUUAGUGCUGCCAAGACAGUGUGCAUGUUAGCAGGAGGUGAUGCAACACUCAUAUGUAUGGGCUGCUUCUGAGAAACUUGUAGGAAACAGGCUGUGAGCAGGCCCAACGUUGGCAGUACUAAUGGAAGGACUUCCAGGCUGGACCAUGAGCUUAACUAUGGAAAGCAGAGACAACCUUCCUUGUAGUUAGUAGAACUGAGGGUUAAACACUGGGCCUGCUCGUCCCUGAGCCAAGCCUAAGAAGGUUCCAGUGGAGCUCUGUUCAUCAGUUCCCCUUACACACCUGUAGAAAGUUUGGCUCAGAUGACAUGCUGGGUAUCUGUCACUCACUACUCACAAUUAGGGCACCGAAUAGAUGUUGGAAGAAGACUGAGAGGUGCUGGAGGUGUUUGGCCCUACUCUUAAUUAGGAGCCUAUAAGUAGUAAAUAUGAUUUUUAAAUGUAUGACUUGGGUAAGGUGUUAUCUCCCUUCCCUAGCUUAUCAAUGACUUGGCAUUUGUGAUGUCUGCACCAAGAGAUGGGUGUGUUAUCCCUUUGCCAUUCACCCACUAUUUAAACCUCUCUUUGUUCAUGCUGUCUUUCCAGUGUUAGCCAUUAUGCCAUAUCGUAGAACAAAUUCACUACCCAGGAAAAUGUGUCUGUUUGCAUAUCCAUUUGUAGUGCUAGUGUUUUUUUUAAAAAAAUUCAUUUUAGAACUUUGCCACUGGCCUAAGAAUAGAGUUUCCAGAAGAAUCUUUCUUGUGUAGUUACUUUCCUUAUACCUCUUGGCUACAGGGUGGGCCAAACAAAUGCCAUCUAGCUUUCCAUUUACUGUGUGUGGUUUGGUUUAUCAUCCGAAGAUGGUGGUGCUAUUGAUGGUGCUACUUCAUCUGUGUACAAAAGACCAACACAUGGUCUCUGUUGCUACCAAAACAUUUACUGUAUAUAUGUGGAUACCGUAUUAUGUAUAUAUGUAAUGGGUACCAGGCCAGGUUUAUAUUUUUUCUUUAGCAGUGUUUCACUUUUCCAAGCUUUCUUUAUAAUGUUAUGCUUGUCUUCAAUUCUUUUUACCCCCAAUUCUGUCUGGUACUUAGAAUUGUAGUGUCUUCAUCGUUAAUUAAAGAAAACUGUCUAA
Molecule: messenger RNA, 9307 nt
Organism: Microtus oregoni (creeping vole)
Lineage: Eukaryota; Metazoa; Chordata; Mammalia; Rodentia; Cricetidae
Gene: Irs1
Product: insulin receptor substrate 1
Exons: 2
Coding region: 1077-4772 (1231 amino acids)
Biological process (GO): insulin receptor signaling pathway
Cellular component (GO): cytosol; plasma membrane
Molecular function (GO): insulin receptor binding; phosphatidylinositol 3-kinase binding
Source: RefSeq, a predicted model, not a curated record